AUGCUCCAAAUCAACUUAUCUCUCCAGAAUGCGAGUGAGUUGAUCCAUGAUGUCAUUGGAGAGGCGUUUCGAGCUGCCAAACUCUCUAACUACACGCAAGCGCUUCAGGAGAUGGAAAAGCCGGAACGAUGGCAAACAUGGGCACUUGGUAUGGUGAUAAUUUCUGCAUGCUCGUUCUCGGCACCUCUAGGAAUGUUGGCUUUACCGUGUCUCAGUAAAGCUCUCUACGAGCGGACUAUGAUUUUUCUCAUCGCUCUUGGUAUUGGUGCCCUGAGUGGCUCAUCUAUGUUCAUCAUGAUUCCACAGGCUUUUCAUCUCACCCAACUGGACGACUUCAACUACCACUCGAAAUCUGCGAUCAUCGUUUGCGCGCUCUACACAUUCUUCUCGGUUGACAGGAUUCUACAGUACGCGUUAGAGUUCCGGAGGCGCAGACAAGCAAAACGGAGAGUGCACACCUCGACGAUAGUAUCGAUUAUGAACAACACUCCUCAGAUGAGGGCGCGUCAUUCUACCGAAGAGACUACUCUCACAAGUAUCUCGGCAUCGAAUUGCGGCCAAAACGGAGAAACGAAGAGAAGCACUGUUACGACUAAAGGAGUGGACCAAGACAAGGAGAAGGCUGAAUUAGCGGAAGAAGUCGAAAUAGCUAUGCUGAACAAUGCUUUUGCUCGCACGUUCUCUACUCGUCGUCGUUUUGCCGUUAUGAGCGCCGUGGACGCAAUCGAGAUCAGAGACGCAGGCCGUCGGGGGAGCGAAUGCAAUACGCGAAACGACUUUCUGGAGACUGUCAACAACGAUUUAUCUCGGAAUCAAAAUCACUUCCUCGAUGUUGUACAAAACGAUGUCUCCAAGGCUUUAUCCGUUGCGAAACCUCCAUGUGUAGAAGAUCCUCCAGGGGCAGUGCAGAAAAGGACGGUCAGCGACGACGAAGUUUCGGUGUCGGUGAAGAUCGUCGAGAAGCACGUCAUCGAUCCGUCGUCGAUCGAGGUAGCCAGUGUGGCAUAUAUGAUCAUUUUUGGUUCCAGUGCCAACAACUUCGUUGAUGGAAUGAGUAUGGGUGCUGCUUUUUCUGACAGUCUUCUUCGUGGUAUGAGUAUCGGGAUUGCCGUCGUGUCGCAGCAAUUUCCUCAGGAAUUGGGAACUCUCGCCAUACUUAUCAACUCCGGCCUUGGUUUUCGUCGUGCUAUGCUCUACAAUCUGAUACCAAUUUUUCUCAGUUAUCUCGGAUUCGUUUGUGGUGUGUUGCUGGAUAAUGUCGACGAAGGUUAUGAUGACUACAUUUUCUCUGUAUCGUCUGGGAUGUAUCUGUACAUCUUUCUUGGCACGCUGAUACCAGAGAUACGGGACAGCUGCAACGAGCUGAUGAAAGUGAAUAUGGCCGAGAGCUUACUUGUCACCUUUCUGCAAUUUUUAGGAAUAACAUUUGGAAUCUGCUUCAUGUUUUAUAUGAGUACCGUUGGGGAUGUGGAAUUAUAA
Messenger RNA from Necator americanus (New World hookworm), 1479 nucleotides. RefSeq lists its product as uncharacterized. Gene Ontology annotation, cellular component: plasma membrane. Gene Ontology annotation, biological process: zinc ion import across plasma membrane; intracellular monoatomic cation homeostasis. The record is from RefSeq and is a predicted model, not a curated record. Lineage: Eukaryota; Metazoa; Nematoda; Chromadorea; Rhabditida; Ancylostomatidae. Gene Ontology annotation, molecular function: monoatomic cation:bicarbonate symporter activity; zinc ion transmembrane transporter activity. The transcript has 15 exons. Bases 1 to 1479 code for a protein of 492 amino acids.